UCUCAAAAGUAAAAGUGUGUCAAAAUUUUGUCAACCGAGACGAUAAAUAAGACUUGAUUUGUAGAUUGCUUCAUAUUUUGUUUACAUUGUGCUUACUAGAAGUCAAAAUAUAUUGAAUUUUGAUAUUAGUCGUGUCAUUUGGGAGAAUUGAAUUGCGACUUUUGAUCGUUCUUAUUUUAAACUUUAUUUAUUUUUGUUAAAAGACGGUGAAAAAUGAAUUUUGUGAAAAAUGAAUUUUAUGAAAAAUGAAUUUUGUUGAAUUUUGUGAAAAAUAAUUGCACAAAAACAUCUUCAGAAUUCAUAGUUUGACUUAAAAAUUUUAAAAAAAAUCUUCAUUUAAUUUGUGAGUCGAAAAUAAAGAAAAGUACAAAAUAAAAACCUCAGGUGCACCAAAAAGUGAUCUCAUUUCAUUACUAACAUAUCAAAUUCUGCACACACAUUGGAUUUUAAUUAACAAAUUUUUCAAAUGUUGCUCAUUAAAGCACCUCAACUUAGUCCAUUGACUUCAAUCAAUCUCAUCACAUAGAAUACAUUUGAGUGAAUCAUGGCUGACAGAGCUCCACUAUUAUCAUCAAAUUCAGAAAUAAGAAACAUUCAAGUUGAUCAAAUAGAUUCGUCAUCAGAACAGACUCAACGUAUUGCAAAUUACGGCAGUAUACAGGAACAAAAUACAAGUCAGUCGAGUGAUUUAUCGGAUGAUUCAAUGCCUGACGAUAAGACAACGUUAAAGUUUUUCGAGAAGCUUGGCUUCUCACUUGGUCAUGUCUAUAAUGAUUUGUGUGCUGGAAUUUGGUUCAGCUACACACUGUUGUUUAUGCAGGGCGUUCUUAACAUGCCAGGACCAGAAGCUGGAGCUAUGGUUAUGCUCGGACAAGUUGGUGAUGCCAUCGCAACUCCAAUUGUAGGAAUGUUAACAGACAAAUUCAGCACGAAGAGGAAGUGGCACAUUUUUGGAACAUUUUUAGUUAUUUUGACAUUUCCAUUGAUCUUCUCGAUUUGUCCAUUUUGUGAUGUUAUGCCUACAUGGUGGCAUCUCAUAUACUUUACAAUAGUUAUACUAAUCUUCCAAUUUGCAUGGCCUGUUGUACAAAUUUCACAUCUUGCCAUGAUUCCUGAGAUAUCAAGGACACAAAGGGAUAGGAGUGAAUUGACAGCAACAAGAUAUUCAGCAUCAAUUUGUAGCAAUGUUGUUGUCUAUAUUGUAACGUGGGCUGUUCUGCAUUUACAGACGAGUACGGAGAGUAAGAUUACACCUGCUGAUUGGCCUAAGUUUAGGGACAUCGCCCUCAUCCUAACCUUAAUCGGCGUCUCCAUGUCAGUUCUCUUCCAUUUCUCCCUAUCCUUAUCCAACUACGAGUUCCGUCGACGUCUCACCAUGAGAGCUCGAAUGCCAGCUGUUCCAUCACGAUCAAGUGAAACAGAAUCACUAAUUACAAACACAUCAGCAGAUGAUCCACCUUCAUCGACAUCAGCAAUAGUUGAGAAUGGUUCAUUGCCACAGGUUGCAGCUAUUCCAAAGAAAAAUUUCUUCAGAUCGCCACUUUUGUAUCAAAAUGCGCUGCUUUAUGUGUUCUCGAGAUUAUUUAUGACAACUUCAUUAGUGUAUAUGCCAUUGUGGUUAAAUGAGAGAGCAUAUGUGCCUACCUCUGUCACGACAGCCUCACCAAUUGGACUUGCUGAUCUCCCAGAUAACAAAAGUAUUGAAAAUAUUGCAACUGUUCCACUUGCGUCAUUUGUUGCUUCCUUCUUAGCUUCAAUGUUUUUCAAAAUGAGUGACAGAUUUGUUGGACAUAAAGUUGGAUAUCUCAUAGGAUCAGUCAUCAGUGUCUUUGGCUGUGCAUGGGUUGCAUUAGCUGCAACACCAAAUUCAUCAGUUUGGGAAUUGUAUGCAGUUGCUACAUUCUUUGGUGCUGGCAGUUCCGUCACGAUGAUUGCGAGUCUUUGUAUUACUGCUGACAUGAUUGGUCCUCAUGCUGAUCAGGGUGGAUUCAUUUAUUCAGCUGUUACAUUCUGUGAUAAAUUAAUUACUGGAAUUGCUGUUGUUGUUAUUGAGACUGUUAAAUGUAAAACUCACGACGAGUGUCCAACUUACUAUCGAGAUGUGCUAGCUUAUGCCUGUGGAGUAUCAGCAAUUCUAGGAAUUGUAACGCUCACAACACUCACAUGCACAAAGUCAAUAAACGAACGAAUUGAGCGAGAAGAGCGGAGGGCAUUAAGAACUUAAAAGUAUAAACUUAAACUUGUAGAAUAUUCAAAUUUUCUCAUUAUUAAGUUGGUUAAGUUGUAAUAAUUUAUUAUAUUGAUGUAGCUUAAAUUAGAUCAAAAUUUGUCAUUUUCAGGGGUUCUUAUUGAAAUACACAGAAUUAGUGACAUUGUAUUAUAUCCGAAGAAGCUAGUAUUUGAUUUUUAUAAAGCUGACUGUUCCAUAAUU
Molecule: messenger RNA, 2431 nt
Organism: Chironomus riparius
Lineage: Eukaryota; Metazoa; Arthropoda; Insecta; Diptera; Chironomidae
Source: the annotation of a GenBank genome assembly